UGUAAACAUUUAUCUGACAAAUUUGAGAUAAUAUCAAAAACGAUAAAUAAAUUUAAUCUUGUUUAAAAACUCAUUUAAUUUAAAUACACAAGACAUUAAGCAUGUAUCACAAGUCUUUUUGUUCACAUAAAAGAGCAAUAUUUCUUUACUAUGACAUUUUCAUUAAUUUGUUUGAUUAAAUGUCAUUAGAUGUCUAAUAACUCGUACGCGUAAUAUCGCAACUUUUUUCUGUGGAAUUUUUAUUGAUGUACCAAAUUGAUAUAAAAAAAUCGAGCAUUUAUAACAUUAUGAAAACUUAUUUAGAGUAAUAAAAAAAAAGGAACUUUUGCCGUUAUGCGCAGAAAAAUUACAGUCUUGCUAUAAAUUACAAUAUGGAGGAUCUGAUAGAAGAUCGUGGACCAAUUGAUCUAUUUAUUUGGCGCGAAAAAAGACAACGACUUUUUAUUUAUUGGUGCAUUACCCAUUAUAUUCAUGGAAUGGUUCAUUCGAUACGAUACUCGUCACAAUAUCUUUAUUUUAAGGAUGUAAUGCGUGCUUCUAACCCAGAUUUAUUAUAUGGCAUGUCUGUAUCAUUUAUUGGUAUUACGGGUGUUUUGUUUCCACUUUUAAUCAGCCCAUACUUAGAUCAAACUCGAAACAUUAGACAAGCAAUAUUUGUGGUCAAUAUAUUAGGUUUUGUUGGAAAUCUUCUAUACGCACUUCCGUUUUCUCCUGCGCUUCCGCUUAUUGGCCAGCUUUUGGCGGGAACAACUCCAGCUUUUGGAGUAAUUGCAAUGGGAGAAAUAUCCAGGUGUUAUUCUCCAUCAAAAUUAACUAAAAAAGUAUCAGCGUUAUCUCUUAUAUAUAGUGUAGGCACUUUUACUAGUAUUGGACUUGUAUUUUCUUUUCUUUAUGUAGACUUUAAUUUGGGAGAGUGGCACAUUAAUUUUGCAAAUAUGCCUGGAAUUAUGAUGUGUAUACUAUUUAUUAUAUCUGGGCUGUUAGCACCUCUACUUGUAAGCGAUAUUUCUAAAGAAUUUGAUUACAAACUAGAGCAAAGGAUGAGAAGAUCCUCAUAUGUCUCUCUCAGUAGUUCUACUGUGCAAUCUCCUGAGCGAUCUGGAAAAAAUCUUCCUCAUAUAAUCUCAAUUAAUGAAAAAUUAAACAAAUGUGCUAAAUCAAGUUCUAAAAAAUCAUUUGAAGAACCGUGUGCAAGUUUUGAGAAUGAUGAGACAUUUUAUGUCAUUGAUCAAAAGAAUGCUACGAAGCUUGAUGAUAUAAACGAAAUAAAAGUAAACCAACCUUUUAAUUUUCCAAAGUUUGUGAGCACAAGCCAGGAAAAAAUAGAUACACCAGAAGUUGAUAGUGUUCGAGAUCGUCUAAACAGUACCGUAAAAAAGUCAGCAAAGUCCGUCUGGAAAAUAUUGCGGUACAGACCAACAGUUUUACUAAUGCUGAUUACAUUUAUAGAGGCAUUUGUUUACUGCAUUAUUGUCACUUGCUUACCUGUACUUGCUACUAACUAUUUGAAAUGGGGAAAAGUAGAACUAGCGUUUCUAAGCAUGGUAAAUAAGUUUUUGUCAGUACUAGUAUCCGGUUCUGUGUUUUUUUUAGCAGAUCACUUAAAUGACUUUUUACUUUUGGUGUAUGGAGCUUUUCUUACCAUGUUGGCUUUAUUAAUAUUAUCUGUAUUAGAUUUGGUAAGUACAGAUAGUAAUGUGACAACUGGUUUUUUAUUUUUAAUCACGUGUCUCUCUAUCUCUGGAGUACCACUAAUUAUAACAUCGACUAGAUCAAUGUUUGCAAAACUGGUGCCUACUGAGAUUCAAUCUUUAACUGAGGCUGUGCGACUUUCGGUUUUUGAGGCAGCAUUUGUACCGGCCGGAUUUUUAGUUCCAAUAGUCACCCUAAAUAUUCCUUUAACGUCAAUUUUUUUAAUUGUUGUAACGCUGAUAGUUGUUAUAUACAUUAUAUUAGAACGAAAUGUACUUAUUGACAUAAAAGAACAAGACGAUUACUGGUUAGAAGAAACCGAAAGGACAUACUCCCCUGAGGGAAUGAACAAAUCCCCAUGGCAAAAUUAAACCUCUAAAAUAUUUUCUUUUAAAUAAAAAUCUAAAAUCAAAUAAUGCAAAAGCGAAAAACUAUUGGUUACCAUUUUAAAAUUAAACAAAAUGCAUUUUAUACCGACCAAGUUCCUAAACCUCAUCUCAUUUAUUUUGUACAUUUAGGAGAACAAAACGGUUAAUAGUCUGUUAUUCUGUUUGGUUCAUUGGUUAUUUAGUUACGGUUGAAAUAAUUAUUCAUUGCAAAGAGCAACGCUAGUCACUAUAAAAUGAAAACCAAAAUAUCAUUUAUUUUAACAAAGUUCAUUGGAGAACUUGAAGUUAUCAAAAGACUCACGUAAAUAAUAACCUAGAUGAAUUGUAAAUAAUAAUCAAUGAGUUACAUAAAUUAAAAAUAACAAUUAACAAACUUACAUAAAUUAAUAAACUAGAACACAAAUAAAAAAAUAUAGAUUUAUUUUAAUACGCAGAUUUGAGUAAGCAUUCACAUUACUGCUGUAAUUUGGCAAAAGAAAGUAUGUUUAAAAAAAUUGUGGUUAAAGUAAAAAAAGGUUUCAAAAAGUUAAAAAUAAAUUAAAAUCAUUUCGUUUCUAUUCUAAAUGUUAUAUUCCGCAAAAAAAAUAAAGCGAAGUAUUUUAUUUAAAAAUGUACAUACUUCCUAUAAUGAAACUUAUCAUAACCCAUAUAACCCAUUUCACGGAAAAACUGUAGCAUACUUUCUUUUGCUAAUUAACGGUAGAUUGAACGUUUUUUUGUUGUUGUUGUUUUUUUUUUUGUUUAGUAUUUUGCUUUGCUGAUGAUUUAUGAAAAACAAA
Messenger RNA from Hydra vulgaris (swiftwater hydra), 2860 nucleotides. RefSeq lists its product as uncharacterized. The record is from RefSeq and is a predicted model, not a curated record. NCBI's taxonomy places the organism in Eukaryota, Metazoa, Cnidaria, Hydrozoa, Anthoathecata, Hydridae. Gene Ontology annotation, molecular function: transmembrane transporter activity. Gene Ontology annotation, biological process: transmembrane transport.